Messenger RNA from Zerene cesonia (dogface butterfly), 1551 nucleotides. RefSeq names its product UDP-glucosyltransferase 2-like. Bases 1 to 1551 code for a protein of 516 amino acids. Lineage: Eukaryota; Metazoa; Arthropoda; Insecta; Lepidoptera; Pieridae. The record is from RefSeq and is a predicted model, not a curated record. The transcript has 4 exons. Gene Ontology annotation, molecular function: UDP-glycosyltransferase activity.
AUGUCGAAGCUAGUGGCUGUAUUCGCCUUAUUUAUUAUAUCCCUUACCGGAAUAGAAUCGGCGAAGAUUCUAGCAUGGUUUCCAACACCAUCUAUCAGCCAUCAAGUGGUCUUUCGUCCCAUAAUCCACGAACUGGCAAGACGGGGCCACCAAGUGGUAUUGAUUACCCCAGAUCCAGUCCCAUUAGAUAAGAGUCUCUCAAAUUUAACUCAAAUAGACGUUCACGAUGUUUCAUAUGCACACUGGCAAGAAAUGCUCAUUGAUAACAGAGUGGACAAGCAGGAGCUCCUAGCACAAAUCAAAGGGUUCAUAGAAAGGUUCACAAUUGUGUUCGACAAACAGAGUGAAGUGCCAGAAGUGAAGAGGAUUAUAAAAGAAGAAAGAGACAGCUUUGAUUUGAUAAUCACUGAGGCGUGUGUACGCGUAACGGGGGCGUUGGGAUAUUAUUUCAAAAAACCGGUUGUCCUUAUAAGUUCCUUUGGGCUAGUGUCGUUACAGUACAGUGCUUAUGGCGCUCCAUUUCAACCAUUCUUGUUCCCAACGCCCGGUCGGCAAAGGCUGUAUAAUUUAUCGCUUGCUGAAAAAGCUUUAGAAAUUGUAAGCAUUCUAACUCUAGGGGCUAUAGUAUAUUCUACAGAAGAAUAUGAUUAUCAGAUAAUGAGAAAACAUUUUGGGGAAGAUGUGCCAAGUUUUGAUGAUCUGAGUGAUAAUGUGAAACUCCUGUUGUUGAAUGAGCAUCCACUUUGGGCGGAUAAUCAUCCAGUGGGACCUAAUAUUAAGUAUAUUGGAGGUGUUCAUCAGACACCGCAAAAUGAACUGCCCAAGGAUUUGAAGGAGUACCUAGAUUCAUCUACAAAUGGCGUAAUAUACAUAAGUUUCGGUACGAACGUGAAAACUUCUUUAUUGGCGCCAGAAGUUAUCGAUUCUAUGAUAAAAGUACUUUCUAGACUGCCUUACAACGUUCUGUGGAAAUGGGAUGAAGAGCUACCUAGUAAAUCGAUGAAUAUAAAAACUUCCAAGUGGUUCCCGCAAGCGGAUCUUUUGAGGCAUCCAAAUGUGAAGCUUUUUAUAACACAAGGUGGGCUUCAAUCAACAGACGAAGCUAUUUCAGCGGGUGUACCUGUAAUCGGCAUGCCGGUUCUUGGAGAUCAGUGGUACAAUGCUGAAAAAUAUGUACACCAUAAAAUAGGUCUACAGCUAGAUCUGUACACUUUGACAGAGGAAUCUUUCAGAAACGCUAUAGAGACUGUUAUUGGAGACCCAAGUUAUAAGAAGAAUAUGCUGAAACUGAGGGCGAUAAUGCGCGACGCACCUAUCAAACCGUUAGAUAACGCUAUCUGGUGGAUUGAACACGUCAUCAAACAUGGCGGCGAUCAUUUGAGACCACCAGCGAUGGGCCUAUCAUGGGCGGAGUAUUACGAAGUCAAUCUAUUGCUAUCAUUGUCUCUAAUAGUGCUCACUUUUAAUAUAACUUGUUUCCUUGUUCUAAGAUUUGUAUAUAGAUCAGUGAGACAUAUGUACUCCUUUAGUGUUAAAAUUAAAAAGAACUAA